This is a messenger RNA of Sorex araneus (European shrew), 10958 nucleotides long. It is a transcript of the gene LTBP2, whose product is annotated as latent transforming growth factor beta binding protein 2. NCBI's taxonomy places the organism in Eukaryota, Metazoa, Chordata, Mammalia, Eulipotyphla, Soricidae. Gene Ontology annotation, molecular function: calcium ion binding. The coding region runs from base 136 to 5511 and encodes 1791 amino acids. The record is from RefSeq and is a predicted model, not a curated record. The transcript has 36 exons.
GUGCGGCGGCGGCGGCGCGCGCGGCUGGAGGCUCGGUCGGUGCGGGCGCGGGGCUGCCCGGCGAGCCCCCCGCGGUCCGACUCCACGUCGAGGGGCGCAACCCCCUGCAGGUCCCGCGGCUGCCCCCCACGCGCCAUGCGGCCGCCGACCCCCGCGCGCUGGCUGCCGCUGCUUUUGCUGGCCCUGCGGGCCGGCCUGGGGCACGCCCAGCGGGACCCGGCGCGCGGCUCCGAGCCGACGGGCAGCCGCGCCGCCGCGGCCAAGGUGUACAGCCUGUUCCGCGAGCAGGACGCGCCCGGGCCGGGCUCGCGGCCGGCGGCGGAGCGGGUCCAGCCGGCCGGGGGGCGCCCCCGGAGGCCCGGCGAGGCGGAGGCCCGGAGGCCGGCCCGCGCGCCGCCGUCCCCGCGCCGAGGGCAGCCACCUGCGCAGACCUGGCCGCGCCGCCCGGGACCCUCGGGCCCGCAGCAGCCCGCACCGCGGCCCCGCGCCGCCCCGGCCCGCCCGCGCCUCGGGACCCCACAGCGGCCCCGGGCCGCGCCCCCGCACCCGCCGCGAGCGCGGCUCUCGGGGAGGAACGUGUGCGGGGGACAGUGCUGCCCGGGCUGGACCACAGCGAACAGCACCAACCACUGCAUCAAACCCGUGUGCCAGCCGCCCUGCCAAAACCGGGGCUCCUGCAGCCGGCCCCAGCUCUGCGUGUGCCGCUCCGGCUUCCGGGGAGCCCGCUGUGAGGAGGUCAUUCCCGAGGAGGAAUUCGACCCCCAGAACUCCAGGCCAGCACCCCGGCGCUCCGUGGAGGGCUCACCUCACUCGUGGAGGAGCAGCGUGGCUAGAGAGAGCCCUGAGGCCAGAAGUGGACCCUCAGUGCCACAGCUAACACAGGCCAGGACCCUCAGUGGGCUCGGCCAGCCUCGCCCUGCCCAGCAGCACACGGGACUCUCCCGGACCGUCCGCCUGUAUCCAGCCCAUGCUGCCGGCCAGCUCACCUCCAACGCCCUGCCCGCCGGGCCAGGCCAGGAGCAGAGGGAUGGAACCCAGCACGCAGCCUCCCUGGACCCCUCAUCGUCCCCCUGGGGGCUCAACCUGACGGAGCGGAUCAAGAAGAUCAAGAUCGUCUUCACGCCCACGGUGUGCAAACUGGCCUGCGUGCGCGGGCACUGCUCCAACAGCUGCGAGCGUGGCGACACCACCACCCUGUACAGCCAGGGCGGCCACGGGCACGACCCCAAGUCUGGCUUCCGUUUCUAUUUCUGCCAGAUCCCCUGCCUGAGCGGGGGCCGCUGUGUGGGCAGAGAUGAGUGCUGGUGCCCCUCCAAUGCCACAGGGAAGUUCUGCCACCUGCCUGCCCCGAGGCUGGACGCAGAGAACCCAGAGAGGGGUCCCCAGCAAAGGGGCCCGCUCGGAGGCCCCUUGAAGCAAUCCACGUUCACGCUGCCUCUCUCCAACCAGCUGGCCUCGGUGAACCCCUCCUUGGUGAAGGUGCACAUCCGGCACCCGCCCGAGGCCUCCGUGCAGGUCCACCAGGUGGCCCGGGCCCCGGAAGAGAACAGCGUGGAGGCCAGACCCGCCGCCCGGCUGCCCGCCGGCCCCGGCCACAGCCCCUGGGACAGCAACAACAUCCCGGCCCAGGCGGGAGACAGCCCCCGGCCACCACCUCCGCCGGCGGCUCCCAGACCACGGGGACCGCUGGGCCGGUGUUUCCUGAGUGCCGUGAACGGCCAGUGUGCCAACCCCCUGCUGGAACUGGCCACCCAAGAGGACUGCUGUGGCAGUGUGGGCGCCUUCUGGGGGGUCACCUCGUGCACCCCAUGCCCACCCAGACCAGCUUCCCCCGUGAUUGACAAUGGCCUGCUGGAGUGUCCCCAGGGGUACAAGAGACUAAACCUCACCCACUGCCAAGACAUCAACGAGUGCCUGACGCUGGGGCUGUGCAAGGGUGCGGACUGCGUGAACACCAGGGGCAGCUUCCUGUGCACCUGCAGGCCUGGCCUCAUGCUGGAUCCUUCCCGGAGCCGCUGUGUGUCGGACAAGGCCGUCUCCAUGCAGCAGGGCCUCUGUUACCGGUGGCUGGGGCCCAGCGCCUGCACCCUGCCUUUGGCCCAGCGGAUCACCAAGCAGAUCUGCUGCUGCAGCCGCGUGGGCAAAGCCUGGGGCAGCAACUGCGAGAGGUGCCCCCUGCCCGGCACAGAGGCCUUCCGGGAGAUCUGUCCUGCAGGCCACGGCUACACCUACUCCAGCUCGGACAUCCGUCUGUCCAUGAGGAAGGCCGAGGACGAGGAGCUGGCCAGGCCCUCACAGGAGCAAAGUCACCAGAGCAACGGGACACACCCAGGGCCGGCAGAGAGACAGCCGCUCCAGGGGGGCGCCCACACGUGGCAGGAAGCUGGCACCACCCCUGCCUCGGGAGGUGCUCGGGCUGGCCAGGUGGAGACCAGCGUGACCCACGUCCCAGCCUGGAUUCCAGAACACGCCGGGGGAAGACCCACACAGCCCCUGCCUGCACAGAGGAGCCCCGAGACCUGGACGCAAGUGCCAGUGCCUGCCCCCAGCCCCACCGAGGCGCCGCUGGCCCUGGGCCCCCCGGACGUGGACAGAUGCGUCCCCAACAUCUGCGGCCCCGGGACCUGUGUGAACCUCCCCGACGGGUACAGAUGCCUGUGCGGCCCCGGCUACCAGCUGCACCCCAGUCAGGCCUACUGCACGGAUGAUAACGAGUGUCUGCGGGACCCGUGUCGGGGACGUGGGCGCUGUGUCAACCGCGUGGGCUCCUACUCCUGCUCCUGCUUCCCAGGCUACACGCUGGGCCCCUCGGGAGCUGCGCACUCGUGCCACGACAUAGACGAGUGUGAGCGGCCAGGGGUCUGUGGCAGUGGCGGGCAGUGCGUCAACACAGACGGCUCGUACCACUGCGAGUGCGAGCAGGGCUACGUCAUGGUGAGGAGGGGGCACUGCCAAGAUAUCGACGAAUGCCGUCAGCCUGGCACCUGCCCCGAUGCGCGAUGCGUCAACUCCCCCGGCUCCUACGCCUGCCUGCCCUGCGAGCCGGGCUUCCGGGGCCUGGGCGGGAGCUGUGUAGAUGUGAAUGAGUGUCUGAGUCCCGGGGUCUGCGCCCACGGAAGCUGCACCAACCUGGAGGGCUCCUUCCGGUGCUCCUGUGAGCCGGGCUACGAGCUCACCCCCGACCAGAAGGGCUGCCGAGAUGUGGACGAAUGCGCCCACCGGGCUUCGUGCCCCACGGGCCUCUGCCUCAACACCGAGGGCUCCUUCACCUGCUCGGCCUGCGAGAGCGGGUACUGGGUGAAUGAAGAGGGCACCGCCUGCCAAGACCUGGACGAGUGUGCCUUCCCGGGAGUCUGCCCCGCUGGAGUCUGCACCAACACGCCAGGCUCCUUCACCUGCCGGGCCUGUGACCCGGGCUACCAGCCCGGCCCUCUGGGCCACACGUGUGAAGACGUGGACGAGUGUGAAGCUCUUCCGGGCAGCUGCCAGGGUGGCGAGUGCAAGAACACGGCGGGCUCCUACCAGUGCGUGUGUCCCCAGGGCUUCCAGCUGGCCAAUGGCACUGUGUGUGUGGACGUGGACGAGUGCUCGGGGGAGCAGCACUGUGCGCCCCGGGGCGAGUGUCUCAACAGCCUGGGCUCCUUCUUCUGUCUCUGUGCCCCUGGCUACACCCCCACUGAUGGGGCCACCCGAUGCGAAGAUGUGGACGAGUGUGCAGGCCCUGACCGGUGUCAGGGUGGCCGCUGUGUCAACACAGACGGCUCCUUCCGCUGUCUCUGCAACACUGGCUUCCAGCCUGCCGCUGAGAGCACCGAGUGUGUGGACAUCAACGAGUGUGAGGACUACAGCCGCCCAGUGUGUGGGGCCUGGCGGUGUGAGAACAGCCCCGGCUCCUUCCGCUGCGUGCAGGGCUGCCAGCCCGGCUUCCACCUGGCGCCGACGGGAGAAUGCAUCGACAUUGACGAGUGUGCCAACGACAACAUGUGUGGCAGCCACGGCUUCUGCGACAACACGGACGGCUCCUUCCGCUGCCUCUGCGACCAGGGCUUCGAGAACUCCGCCUCGGGCUGGGACUGCGUGGACGUGAACGAGUGCGAGCUCAUGCUGGCCGUGUGCGGGGCGGCGCUCUGUGAGAACGUGGAGGGCUCCUUCCUGUGCCUCUGUGCCAGCGACCUGGAGGAGUACGACGCUCAGGAGGGCCGCUGCCGCCCGCGGGGGGCUGGAGGCCAGAGUGUCCCUGAGGCCCCCCCUGGGGAGCGCCCCCCGGGUCCCCUCCACGCCGAGUGCUACUCGGGGACGGAAGGCCAGCCCUGCUCCCGCCUCCUGGGCCGGAACACCACGCGGGCCGAGUGCUGCUGCACCCAAGGCGCCAGCUGGGGGGACGCCUGUGCCCCCUGCCCCGCCGAGGACUCAGUGGAGUUCAGCGAGAUCUGCCCGAGCGGGAAGGGCUACGUCCCCGUGGAAGGCGCCUGGAUGUUCGGGCAGACCACGUACACAGAUGCGGACGAGUGCAUGAUGUUUGGGCCUGGCCUCUGCCAGAACGGCCGGUGCCUCAACACGGUGCCCGGCUACAUCUGCUUGUGCCAUCCCGGCUACCACUACAACGCCGCCCGCAGGCAAUGCGAGGAUCACGAUGAGUGCCAGGACACGGCCUGCGAGAACGGCGAGUGCGUGAACACCGACGGCUCCUUCCACUGCUUCUGCAGCCCGCCGCUCACCCUGGACCCCAGCCGGCAGCGCUGCGUGAACGGCACCAGCGACCCAGAGGACCUGCCCGACCAUGACAUCCACAUGGACAUCUGCUGGAAGAAGGUCACCGACUACGUGUGCAGCCAGCCCCUGCACGGGCGCCGCACCACCUACACGGAAUGCUGCUGCCAGGAUGGCGAGGCCUGGACCCAGCAGUGUGCUCUGUGCCCCCCGAGGAACUCCGAGGUCUACGCCCAGCUGUGCAACGUGGCCCGGAUCGAGGCGGAGCGGGAGGCCGGCGUGCACUUCCGGCCGGGGUACGAGUACGGCCCCGGGUCUGAGGACCCGCACUACAGCCUCUACGGCCCCGAUGGGGCCCCCUUCUACAACUACCUGGGUCCCGAGGACGUCGUGCCCGAGCCGCCCUUCUCCAACCCGGCCGGCCACCCCGGGGACCGCGUGGCUGCCCUCGAGCCACCCCUGCCACCCUCGGAACUCCAGCCCCACUACGUGGCCAGCCAGCCAGAGUACCAGGCCGGCUUUGAAGGGCUGCAGGCAGAGGAGUGCGGCGUGCUGAACGGUUGCGAGAACGGCCGCUGCGUGCGCGUGCAGGAGGGCUACACCUGCGACUGCUUCGAGGGCUUCCAGCUGGACAUGGCCCAGCUGGCCUGCGUGGACGUCAACGAGUGUGAAGACUUGAACGGGCCUGCCGCGCUCUGCGCCCACGGCCACUGCGAGAACACCGAGGGCUCCUACCGCUGCCACUGCGCCCCGGGUUUUGUGGCCGCAGCGGGUCCCCCCCACUGCAUCGCUGAGGAGUAGCGGCGGGGGUCAGUGUGGGCAGCUACCUGGAACUGGGGCCCCCGCCCCAGGGAAGGGCCCUGAGGGAGCUUUCCCGGCCGGGAAGACCCUGGCAGACACCGGGCAGGAGGCUGUGCCAGCCAAGUCUCUUCGGGUCUCAUGGCUCCCGGCUCAGGCUCUGGUGGUGAGCUUGUCACCACCUCCAUGCUGCAUGCCUUUGCUUGGCUCCAGUACCACCAAAUAAGUGCUUUCAUGCUUCCGCCACUGACCACAAGGCCCAGCCCUCCAUCUGCCCUGGCUUUGGCAUGGGAUGUGUACAAAGGGAUGGUCCCAUCUACCCACUCAAGCUGCACAAAGGUGCAGGGUCCUUUGGCGUCCCAUCGCAGACACGCUUUCCCUGCAUGAUCCAGACCCUUAUCAUCCUGAUGAUUCCCCAAGUGGGCCAGAAGCCACAUCGACCCUGGGCUGGUCCUUCCAAUCCAUGGAGCAAGGAAAUGCUGGUGGGACACAUCACCCGCCAGUUUUUGGCGUGGACCAGAUUUUUGCCACGUCUCCACCCUGUGGCCCCAGAAAGGAGCAAAUGUUCUCGUGUCCGAGAAUUCCAGAUUGCAGGGAGUCUGAGAAAGCAGGGAGAAGGCGGUGUGAAAAGAAUAUGGGGGAAGUUUGGUAAGAGGGUGUCAGGGCUUCGUGCCAGUCUGAAGCAAAAUGCUCAGUAGUUGGGGUAAAGAAACUAAACCCAGGGAAGUCCCUGUGCACUGCAGACAGGAAAGCCAUGGCUAAGAACUUCAGUAAAUACACACGCUUCCCACAGAAACAAAUCUCCCCUGAGCCCUCCCUCUGUGCAAACCCGCUUGACAGAAAACCCUCCUUUCCAGCUUGUGAGAUACAGAGCAGUCUUGUCUAGGGGAAGCCAGAUUUCCUGUGGCUCUCGCCGGAACUCAGAGGGCUCUGCCCUCCUCCCCUCACAAAGUGACCGCCCACUGUCCCAGGCCUAGCGGGCAGUGCAGAGCCGCCGGGACUAAAGGAACAUACGGCUCGGCACUUCUGUUCUUGUGUUUGUGUCAUUUGCAAUCAAAUUACUUCACGUGUUGGCUCAGUCGGGAUGUUCGCUGCGAGAUUGUGCCACUACGUAUGACUGGGGUCCCCAGGGAAAGGGCUCGUGACCCUUCCAGGCCAAGGUCACCUGUGAGUUGGCAUUUCUCUGAGGAACGGCCGUGUCCGUGAGAAAGGCACCCUUGUGACUGAUGAUGUGGAGGUGAAUCCGUCUUCCUGGUUUCAUCUCUUCCGGCCUAACCUGCCCCCGGCGGCAGUCAUCUCAGUCCCUUACUGGAGGCCUGCUGGGGGCCACACGCCGUGCUGAGUGCCGUGUCUGAAUUGCAUCUGAGCAUCCAGUGAUCCCACCUACUCUAUUUAUGCCCAACUUAUAAAACAGGGUGAGAAAAGUUGACACACAUAAAGCUUUGAUGAUUUGCUCUAGGUCAUGCUGGUUGAGACAGAAAUAUAUAGUUCUUAAACAUAUGAACAUAUUCUGACCUUUCUCCGUAACUAAAAAAGUGCAAGUUGAAAUCACAUAAAGAUACGCUGUCAGACAGACAAAAAUUUAAAACAUUUUUUUUUAAGAAUCCUAGUUGAGGGGCUGGGAUUAUGGCUCAGUGGUAGAGCGCGUACCCAAGCACAUGGGGAAACUGACACUGUCAUACACUGACAUGAGUACCAACUUCUGAUGAGGCUGCACUGAGCACUGUCUUCCAGAGUGACAAAAGCAUUUACUCUUUGAUUCAGUAAUUGUACUUUUAGGAAUUUUACCUUCAGAUAUAGCCUCAGUACAUGUGAAAUAACAUGAGCAUGGUUAUUCUAGCAUUAUUUGGAAUAGCAAAGUAUUAGAAACAAUUGACUGCUAAGAAGCCCUAAAAAAAAACAAAAAACAAAAAGAACAGUUCUAGCCAUCAAAAAUAGAGUAAGGAGGAAGGGAAGUUUGUAUAACAAAGUGCAACAUGCUGCUACUUGCCUAAUGAUAGGGGAAUGCGAAUUGGGUAUCUGCAAAUUCUAUCCUUCCCACCCCACUUUACUCCCAUGUUUCAGAGAAUUCCUAACAUUCCCUCAUAUCCCUGCUGGCAUUGAGCACUCUUAAAUGCAAUUUCCACAUUCCCUCAUCCCAAAGCUCACCUUCCCGAGCUAUUUCGUGCACAUGCAUAUUUAUCUUUGUAUUCGAAGUGCAUCUGGCAUAUCACGGAUGCUCCCCUGCACUUUUCUCUUUCACUUUCUACUGGCACAUAGAGAGCUGUCUUGUUCCCUUUCAUAACUGUAUGUGAUUCCGUUGAAUGGAUAAACCGUAAUUUAUUUCACCAGUCCCCUACUAAUGGACAUUUUCUGUCUUUUUAAUGCCUUAUGUUGUGCUGAAGAUUUUUGUACAUGCUUGCUCAUAUCGUAUCAAUGGCAUUGUAUCUUAGAAACAAUGGUGGCUUGUGGGGAGCGGGAUGGGAAGUUGGGUACAGGCCGAGGACUUUUUUGUAUCCCCUUUUGUGUUUUAUUGAAUUGUGAACCAUAUGUAUUACCUAUUCAAAAAAUAAAAUAUUUUUAAAUACAGCAGCUUGGCCAUAGUCUGCUUAAGUGGUCCUUCUCUUUAGCUCUUUCUCUGAUAGUAUCUUGUGAAAAAUAUAUACUCGCACGCAGAAGGAUGAUGUGUGUCCGUGGGCUUUCGGGGAGGCUCUCUCGCUUACUCACAGUCAGUGCUCUCAAGCCGCUGUGUAUGAACCAGAUCGAGACGGCUGUUGGCUGUGGGCAGGCGAGGGAAGAACGAGGACCAAGCUGGUUGAUUAGUUGUCGGUUAUUCAAUUGCUCGUCUCUCCCAUCUCACACACUCUUCCUUCCUAGCCCCUCAUUCCUAGAUCCCAGAUCCUCGGAUUCUGACUCUGACUUUCUGGAUUCUGACUUUUCUUCUUCCCGUUCUCUGCUUUUCUUACGUUCUCUGCUUCUUCUUCCCUGGAUUCUGACUCUGAUUGCUUCUCGAUCUGGCUCUCUUUUUCUACCUCCUCUGGCUGGCUCUCCUUCUCUCCCUACCUCCUCCUUUAUGCUCUGCUUCUGUGUGUGCUGCUGUGCUCUCUUCUCUCUAUCUCUGACUCUGUCUCUGUAGUCUCUCCUCUGGUCUCUUCCAAUCUACCAAUCUCUGUGUUCUCCAAUCUCAUGUACCUUAUAUAGCAAUAACUUAGGGUGGUGAUACAAAGGUGGGGUUGAACAUUAACAAAUCAACAAGGAGAGGUAAGGCCACUCCUCCAAGAGAUUAACUCAAGGAUAAAAUCUCAUCUAAAGAGAUUACUCCAAAUUACUAGGAGAUCGGUUUAAGGGCGGGAUCCCAUCCAGAAUGUGUAGUUUUCUUUCCUCAACUAGUAAUCCACUUAAAUAGUUAUAGUAAAUUUACUUCUAAUAUUUCUAGCAAUGUCAUUCUGUAUGAACACAGAGAUAUAUCAAACUUAAAGUUUGAUUCUUCCUGAGGACAUUCACUAUAUAUUCCAGACCACAGUCCUCAGGCCAGGUUAGUCUUCCUAGCCCCAGCAAGGUCCUAAUCCUGUCGUUAUUUUUGGAUCAUGACAGCAUUUAUCCAUGACCAUGCUCUCAACUUAUAGUUGAGUAUUGUGGCACUUUGGCCUGGCCCAUUUUGAUGCCAGGGUAGCUCACAGCUUGCCCUGGAUCCAUUCAGUUCCUCGACGGGACGCUGCUUUUUGGGGUGCUAGGAACUAAGGGCAACUAAGUCAAGAAAGCAGAUGCCCAGGAGUAAAUAUUAUUCGGAGUCAAUCAACUCCCAAGUUACAAGAGCAUAAUAUUAACUGUCUUCCUAUGUUCAUGCAGAAAGGACACUGCUUUAACGUAAACUAUGCAAAAGACAUAACUUACAGGUUCAGUGCCCUUAGAAGGAUCUUAAUUUACAAGCUAACAGAAUCUGAUUAGGGGAAAGGUGAUUAACUGGUUGGGAAGGAGCGUACAGAGAAGAGUUUACAGAUAAACAAAGGAAUGGGAGCACUGUGAUGGGGCACAACCCGAUAAACCUAAGUUCCCUGCGGCAAGGCUGAAAGGACAAACCCGAUGUUAUCCUACAUUAUCUUACAUUUUAUUUUUGGGUUUUUUUUUUGGCAUUAUCUGAUGGUGCUCAGGGUUUAUUCCUGGUUCUGCAACUCCGGGAUCACUCCAGGCAGGGAUCCAGCACCUGGGUUGCUGGGAAGUGAAACUGGGUUGGCCCCAGGCGAGCCAAGUGCCCCAUACUCCGUACUGUUUCCCCAGCCCUAGAGCAAACAUUCUUGAGGCACCUCCGUGGAGGAAGAAUUUUCUAGGAAGGUAGAGCAGUUUCCUGCCUUGGAGCCAAACCCGGGAAAUCAGGCUGGUGUCGGGAGGCCACGUGAGAGCCCGCCCACGGCGACUGCAUGACCUCAGCUUGGCCAAGGUUGAAAGGAGGCCCACACCUCCGCAAACAGCACUGCCCACUGCUCCAUACAGGAUGUGCCCUUUAAUGUGCUCCAUACAGGAAGACCCUUUAAGGGGGUACUGAGCAGGAACGACCAAAAGAACAAGACUGUUUUCAGAAGUUAGAGAGAUGAGUGUGUCAUCACAGAAACUAGGACUACAGUCCUUCCUAAUCUGUUGUAAACCUGUUUUCCUAAUCCCUUGCUCAGUCAUCGGUCCCAGGAAAAGAAUCUAAGGGUGGGCAGGCCACAUCAUUUACAAAGCACUGUGCACUACCAGUCACUUCACAGACUAGUGUGAGAGCUGGAUGUUAAUUCUUUGUUUUUCCUCCUCUUCCUCCUGCUCCUUAUGACUGCUAACUCUUUGAGACAACCAAGUGUCAGGUUGCUCUCACCUUCGGUGCUAAAGCACAGGUGGGACUUGCUGCUGUUGGCAUUCACUAUGAAGCAUAAAAAGUUAAAUAUCAAGGGUUCAGAGAGGUAGUACAGUGAGUAAGGCAAUUGCCUUGCAUAUGGCAGACCGGAGUUGGAUCCUCAGGACCCCAUAUGGUCUCCUGAGCUCUGCCAGGAGUAGUCCCUGAGCUCAAAGCCAAGAGUAAACUCUGAGCACUGCUGGGUGUGGCCCAGAAAAGUUAAAUAACUCUUCUGUGGACCAGAGAGAUAACAGGCUUUGCAUGCAGGAGGCCUGGGUUUGAUACCUGGCACAACAGAGUCUCCUGAGCAUCACCAGUAGUCCCUGAGCACUGCUGGGUAUGACCUCACUGAAAAGGAAAAAAAAAUCAAUUCUGCAGCAAUUAGUACCUUGAUAACUUCCUCUUGAAAGUUGUGGGGAGAUAAGUUUUUUUUUUUCAACUGAUACUAGAAGAGUGCAAAGUUUCCCUAUAUGAAUCUGCAGUGAGUAAAAUUUAUGAAAACGCUGGAUUUUGUGGUUUGCUAGAUAGAAGAAUCUAUGCAAAAAAAGUCUUAAGAAAAUCCUAAGCCCAUUUUACUGUUCUUGUUUAUUCCAAGCAAACU